Brassicogethes aeneus is the source of this 938-nucleotide messenger RNA. The record is from the annotation of a GenBank genome assembly. Lineage: Eukaryota; Metazoa; Arthropoda; Insecta; Coleoptera; Nitidulidae.
CUCAAAUAUUUUAAAUCUGCAUUAUUUCCUAGAUGACCGCCAAUUUACCAAUAGUUUGUGUUUUUAAUGGUUUCUUUAGUAGGAUAAUACCUCGUUUUUUAAACUUUUCUUUUAAAAACAUCAUGGAGGACGCGAAGUCUCUUCAAGUAUCUGCUUUGGAGCGUAGACUUGAUGAAGCAGAGAGAAGAGCCGGAUUAUUAGCAAGGGAAAUUAAAGCGAUUAGAUACAAAAUAAACCAACUAAGAAGUUUACCAAGUCUAAGCUCAUCUGCAUCUACAACUGCCCGUACCACUGAAACUGCCACUACCUCUAAUUUCAUUGAUUUAUCAAAUACUUUAGCAUGUAGUACAUCCGGUGUUCGAAGGCAGGCUGAAUCAAACGGCACUGAAAAUGUUGUCAACAAAAGAGCAAAACUUUCCGAAAACAGUGACAAGGUUAUUGUUUAUGUUGACGGUGCUUGUGAAAAUAAUGGCAAACUAAAUGCUAAAGCUGGUUUCGGUGUGUGGUUUGGGCAUGGAGAUGAAAGAAAUAUUUCCAAGCCUGUGAAUGGCAGACCUACUAAUAAUACUGCAGAAAUUCAAGCCUGCAUUGCAGCUAUUGAAUGUUGUCUUCAAAAAGGACAAAAAAAUAUCCACAUAAAAACCGACUCGGAAUUCACCAUUAAUUGCAUGACUAAAUGGAUAAAGGGGUGGAAGAAAAAAAAUUGGAAGAAAGCCAAUGGAGAACCUGUUAUAAAUAAGACUGAUUUGGAAACACUUGACAAGUUGUGCGCACAAUCCAACGUACAAUGGGAACAUGUAAGGGGACACAGAGGAAUUGAAGGAAAUGAGGAGGCCGACAAAUUGGCAAGACUUGGGGCUCAAAAUUACAAACCUAACUAACUGUUACACACUGUUAUAUUUUAAGUACCAACAUUAAAAAAGUUUUUUUACCGUAAC